AUGAGUCCCCCACGAUUGUCACCGCAGAAACCUAUAUUUUUGGCGUCUUGCGCUCUCUUCUUUGAACCCCUUUUCGUCUCAGCACCAUCGCUGUUCCGCCACAUCAAGAUGCAUUUCCCAUCUGUCGCCGGCCUCGUGGCCGCCGUGUACGGGAUUACCGGAGUACUUUCGGCCACUACAUCGUUGAAACCUUUCGACUGGGAUUUUUAUGAGGCGGAGGGAUGGACGUGUCUGACGCCCCCCAAGCGGUCUCAACCUGGGAGAGGCAGCAUGAGCUUUGGCAACAACGUCUGCCCCAACCAGGUCUCAACAUGCCAAGCAUAUUGCAGCACAAGAGGCGGCUCGGUAGACUGGAGAAACGGGUGUUUCUCCAACAAUGAUGGCUACGAUAGCCCGUUUGAGUGGAUCACCUACUGCUUCAUCUGCAGGUGCAAGGACGACAAGGACACCAUGCCUGACCUGACGGUAUAUUAUGGUUCGAUCGAGCGCUACGUUUGCGAGCGGCAGGAGCAGAAUUGCUAUUAUGCCUACGGCCAAUACGCGCAAAGCCCUCCCGAGGGGAAGUGCAAGAUUUGUCCAGAGGGGGAGUAUGUCUCGAUGGCUCCUGGUGUUUCCACCAGACCGAUUACUUCGCUGUCUUUUGCUACUGCGACUCGUGGAGUCGCGCCGGAGGACGCUACAUCGACCACCACAACUACGAUCUCGACAUCCACAUCUACGCCCUCGACAUCCACAUCUACGCCCUCGAUAAACACCCUUGUGGUCACGGGGGCUGGGGAUGAUUUGUGGAAAGCUCUUGACCCUGAGGGUUUUGUAGAGGCGGAGGAGACUUCGACAACGCGUGGCGCGGGGCCUCAACCGACGGCUCUAUCUACAGAUGGCCUAGAUAUAGAAGUUGUGGUCAAGGACUCCGGCGCCGUGAAGCAGGCGGCUGGUGUGGGAGUGGCGGUUUUAGCGGCGGUGAUGGCACUCUGAACAGAUCUGGGUUGCUAUAGUUGUUUGAGAGAGUUUUGUAAGGGAUGUCUGAUAUGUUGGUUGGGCUGAGGCAUCGCGUAUCGGGGUGAUGAGAUCCAGCGCAUAAGUUCCCGCUGUGGAGAGAAGGAUGUGCUUGACCGAAUUCUCCAAUCUACUGUGUGGAAGUUUUAGAUCUACAAUGUGCUUACUAUACUAACCUCAGAGAAGUGUUAGUUAUGUUAGCCAUACUUAUUUUCCGUAGUAACGUACAUUAUCAGUGAGUGAGGCAUAUCAGUAAGUGAGGCACCUUCUACUACUCUAUUACAACUAUCCUCAAUUGCUAGACCACAACACUAGGAACCGACUAUAAUUACAUCAGAAGCAGCUGAAUCUGAGGC
Molecule: messenger RNA, 1352 nt
Organism: Podospora pseudocomata
Lineage: Eukaryota; Fungi; Ascomycota; Sordariomycetes; Sordariales; Podosporaceae
Exons: 2
Coding region: 1-975 (324 amino acids)
Source: RefSeq, a predicted model, not a curated record